Molecule: messenger RNA, 573 nt
Organism: Neltuma alba
Lineage: Eukaryota; Viridiplantae; Streptophyta; Magnoliopsida; Fabales; Fabaceae
Exons: 2
Coding region: 7-528 (173 amino acids)
Cellular component (GO): cell periphery
Source: RefSeq, a predicted model, not a curated record
GACAAGAUGAGACUCGCUGUGGCAUUGUUAAUUGCAGCAUUAGUUUCAGCGAGCCACACAACGGCAAUGGUCUUGGCUUCGGAUGAAGCAAAUGGAGUCAUCCACGUUGCUGGCAAAGUACUGUGCCAGGACUGCUCCCAGGGCUGGAACGAAUGGAUUCAUGGAUCCGACCCAAUCAAAGGAAGUAAAGUGUCGCUGACAUGCUUGGACAGAAGAAGCAGGGUUAUAUACUAUACAAGCGACACAACAGAUGAAACAGGGCAAUUUGAUUUGACUGUGAGAAGGUAUUUAUAUGGCAAGAAGUUGGAUACGAAGCUUUGCACUGUGAGAUUAGUGUCGUCCCCUGACUCUGCAUGCAACAUUCUCACUGAUUUUGGUCGGGGAAGGUCUGGGCUCAAGCUCACUAAUCCCAAUUCCAUCUAUCGCGAUCUCAUCAAAUUUGUGCUCGAACCCUUCUACUUUACUACUCCAAUGUGUGAUAAACCUGACACUUCUGAUUCUCAUGACUCCCAACAACCUCGUUACUAAUGUUUCCUUUUCGAGCCCUCAUCUUUCUUUUUUUCCUUUGUAUUU